AUCUUUUGCAAGAAACUUCUGGGUCUGCUGCUAUGAGCAAGCUUGUGCCUUUAUCAGUUGUGCUGGUCCUGCUGCUGUCCCUGAACUGGUCCAAAGGUGCUGUUAUCACAGGGGCAUGUGAUAAAGAUAUGCAGUGUGGUCUUGGACUGUGCUGCGCUGUGAGCCUGUGGCUGCGGGGAUUGCGCAUGUGCACACCGAGGGGUGAUGAGGGCGAUGAGUGUCACCCUUACAGCCAUAAGGUUCCUUUCGCUGGGAAGAGGCUUCACCACACGUGCCCGUGUCUCCCGCACCUGGUCUGCACACGAUAUACAGAGACCAGGUACAGGUGUAACAGCGACUUAAAAAAUUUAGACUUUUGACAGCAUGGACUAAGACCGAAAGAAGAAAAAACUAAAUCAAAACACUACUGCUGUGGACAUACUUGAAGGAGAGACACGAGGGAAAACAAGAGGGAAAGCAACCAUCAUGUGCACCGCCUCUCUUCUCAUUGACACAUACAUACAUUUUGUCACUUAUUAACACAGAACAGUGCAGCUGCCACAUUAAACAUCUGAAUCGGCAAAGCAAAAAUCAUGUUUAAUUUCAUGAAGCAUUUAUUAUAUAAAUAUAGCUUCUAAUUAAUCACUUCAUGAAAAAAGACUUGUAGUUGUGCAAUUUUAUCAAUAAUCUGUGUUUAUCUAAUAUUUAUUAUGCUUUUGUUUUCAAAUAAAUGAUCUGUAAGAAUUACUUAAAUUGUCCGAUGUGUAAAUUGAUCUGUGCAUAAGGUCAGGGUUAUAAUGUAAGAUGUUUAUGUUCUCAUCUUUGUUUGUUUAUAUAAUAAACAAUCCUCAGAGCACUCUCA
Messenger RNA from Clupea harengus (Atlantic herring), 841 nucleotides. RefSeq names its product prokineticin 1 (gene prok1). Gene Ontology annotation, biological process: endothelial cell proliferation. NCBI's taxonomy places the organism in Eukaryota, Metazoa, Chordata, Actinopteri, Clupeiformes, Clupeidae. The record is from RefSeq and is a predicted model, not a curated record.